UUAAUGCCUACUAAACAAUGUUGUGAUUUUUUAACAAUAUUGUAAACUAUUAAGUGUUUAUCAAUAGCCUAGCAUCCAAAUAACGUGAUAAUUCAGGAUCUUAGUAAUUUCUCGUGCAUCCGGAGAAGCCCUUGAUUUAUUGGAGGAGACAAGGAGUUCAAACGGGUUUAUAAAGAGAGCAAAAUUAAAUAUGGAGUAUGCUGCCGAAGACAGGCUUAUCAACACAAUUCUUGUAAUUCUGACCGUUAGCCUUGUAGUAUAUGCAUCCAUACAAUUUCGAAAGAGAACUCAAAGCAAAGCUAUACCUGGUCCUAGGGGCUUACCAUGGAUUGGAUCUGCUUUUCAUCUUGGGUUGUCGAGCCUCCAUGUCAAACUAUCAGAAAUGCGAAAGGAAUAUGGAGACCUUUUUCAGAUUACCUUAUUUGGUAAACAGAUUAUCGUUGUCUCUUCGUCGUCUCUGUGUAGAGAAUUAGGUCAGACAGAACCAUAUGCCACAUGGACAGCUAGCAGACCACAUACGUUUGUCAGUAGGGUAGUUCUACGGAAUCGGACAGGGGUCAUAUUCACACCUGAUUAUGACUCGGAGUACAAAAAGAGGAGAAAGAUUGCAUAUGCUGUUCUAAGGGCGUAUGGACAAGGUCUUCAAAGAUUGGAGAACAGGAUCAAAGAACAACUGGACUACAUGAUAUGUGAUAUUAAAAAACUGUCAGGAAAAGCGAUAGAUCCAGUUAGCUUAGUUGAUGAUUUCAUAAUAGGAAAUGUGGAGCUUUUAUUGAUUGGGAAGCGAUGUGAAAAAGACAGCGAAAUGCACCAAUUAUUGACAACUUUUGACCAUUCAGCCAAUGUUGCAGCCGAUCAGCGACAUAACGCAAUAUACAGCAUGUUUCCUUUCUUGAUCAACUUCAGAAGCGAGUUUUCUACUGAAUGCCGUAAGGUCAUGAAUAUCUUACAGAAACUGCUAAGUGUUCUGGAAAGGAACUUGCCGAACGAUAACACCUGUUCAGAUGCGAUGUACCCAGUUCUUAAAAAAGCGAUAACAGAAGGGGAAAUUGACGAAAGCAGCGCAGCCUCAUUGAUGGGGGAUAUGAUGGCAGCAGGUUAUUUGACAACUAGAGGCACGUUGUUGUCCAUGAUAAGGAUUUUACAAUGUAGGAGAGAUGUGUUACAAAGAAUGAGGGAUGAGAUUCAAACUUUAAUGGGUUCCAAUGGCGGCACACCCACCUUAAAUGACAGACCAAAGUUCCAUUACGUUGAAGCAUUUAUUUUGGAAACGCUUCGUUAUAUUUCCCAUGUUCCUAUUACUGUGCGUAGGAAUAGUGAACGAUUGACAAUUAGGGGAUAUGAUAUUCCAAAGGACACAACAAUGAUAAUUAAUUUGUGGGACAUUAACCACACCGAAGAAGAUACUCCCAGAUCGUUUGAUUUCAAUCCUGAUAGAUUCCUGGGUCCUGACCAGUGUCUUUUAGCCGCCAACACUCCAGUGCGCAAGAGGUUUGCUGCAUUUGGGCAUGGAAAACGAUCAUGUGUGGGAGAAAAUUUUGCUAGAAGUAGAAUCUUUCUUUUCAUAGUGACUCUGGUCAGCAAGUUCUCUAUUACUGAUCCUUAUGAAAGUAACCCUCAAUUAUUUCACCCCUUGGACAUGAGCCCUGGUAUAGCUCUACAACCCCCGAACUUCAAAUGUAUUUUUCAUCCACAAGACAAACCAUACGAAUAAAGAAAAAUCCUGUCAGUGAAGGAAUUUAAAUGAUAAGUGAGUUUUUAUCUAUGUCAAACACUUUGAUGAAAAGAAAUUCAUUUGAGUGCCUUUAUUUAGCAGAAAUGAAUACCAAACGCACUUGUUACUCAAAAACCAACACUAUAAAACGACAUUUUGAAGACAGAUCACCUUUAAACACAAUUUGAAGUGUUUUUAUUUGUAUUAAAGAACUAAAUUGAU
Saccostrea cuccullata (small rock oyster) is the source of this 1936-nucleotide messenger RNA. Its product is annotated as cytochrome P450 1A1-like. The record is from RefSeq and is a predicted model, not a curated record. Bases 191 to 1714 code for a protein of 507 amino acids. Gene Ontology annotation, molecular function: iron ion binding; oxidoreductase activity, acting on paired donors, with incorporation or reduction of molecular oxygen; heme binding. Lineage: Eukaryota; Metazoa; Mollusca; Bivalvia; Ostreida; Ostreidae. The transcript has 7 exons.